Geosmithia morbida is the source of this 2043-nucleotide messenger RNA. RefSeq lists its product as uncharacterized. The transcript has 4 exons. The record is from RefSeq and is a predicted model, not a curated record. NCBI's taxonomy places the organism in Eukaryota, Fungi, Ascomycota, Sordariomycetes, Hypocreales, Bionectriaceae. Bases 1 to 2043 code for a protein of 680 amino acids.
AUGGCCCCGCAGACUCGCUCCAGCGGCGUCCCGCCCCCGAGCCGCAUCUACAGCACCACCCCAUCCCUCCAACAAAUAGACUUUGUGUCCACUAUGACGGAGCUGCCUGAGGUAGCGCUCAGCGAUAGCGAAGAGGAUGGGUUUUCUGAUGGUGGUGCCGACAAGGAGAACGGGCCGUCGUCAUUGACGGAAAAGCAAGAUGGGAAGAAGCCUGCAACAGCAGCAGCGACAGAAACCAAGAGGAGGAGAACAGUCGGUGGGGACGAAUCGGACAAGAAGAGAUCGAAAAGGGCGGACGGCGGUGGCAAGAGCGACGGUGCCUCCAGACGCAAGACGACGGGUGGUGACUCUUACCACACGCAGACCCUGACGCAGUUCUUGAAUCGUGAACUCGUGCAGGACUCGCAGGAUGACGACGACGGCGAUGCAGAGUUCGAUGACUGGCUUCAGGAGUCACCACCGGAAAGUCCGAGCCCGAGCGCCAGGCAGCUCCCUGGCCCCGCUGGCGAGAGAAGCAGCAGGUCAUCGCCCAUCGUGGCAUCCGCCAAGAAGAACGAGGCACCUGUGUCCGCCUCUCGCCAGUCCUCCGUCAUCCCUCAGACGCCAACCACCCGCUCCAUCCGUUUUGAGAUCCCCUCAUCCAGCCAGCUCUCCACGCCCCCGACCGGACGUAUGCUGGACCGUAGCGCGGCAGCAGUAACAGCAGGGCUGGUACCUCUCUCACAACUCCCCGGGAAACCAAAGGCACGCAAGGUCGUUAUCGAAGACUCUUUCGCCACGGAAAGCUGGGGUUCCAACAAAAGCCCUGAUGCGAGUACUUCGCGUGGGACGCCGCUCAAGGACAUUACGGGGAAGGUCUUGUCUACUUCCACCGCAAGACUAUCGUCUUCUGCCACGGACCUCCUGAGCACGCCUACUAGGCCUCGAAGGCGGAAUAGGAGCGCUGAGCUUGGUGAGACCGUGGAGGAGGAAGGGGGGGAGGAGUCACCUGUCAAGAGUGAGGGGACACCCACGCCCAGGGGACCCAAGGUUAACGGGGGUGUAUUUGAGAUUCCUGACUCUGACGAGGACGACGAGGACGACGAGGAUGAUGUCGCAGAAGAAGAGCAGGAGGAUGGGGGUUCCGCAGAACAGCAUGAGGUGGCCGAGACACCACAAGGGGCCGUCGACGAAGAGCCCGAGCAGCCAGCAGCAGAUAUGCAGCGGAAGUUGCCGGCAGCAGAGAGGAUUGCCUCGACACCAGAAGACGACGACGAAGGCGAUGGCAAACUCACGACCGGCGCAGAGAAGAUUGCCUCAACACAAGAAGAAGAAGAUAGCGAGUUCAUCGCCGGCGCAGAGACACAGUCCGCCAUGAACGAGCUCGCCUCGACAGCCGAACAGUCCGGACAGGGGCUCCCCCCGCCAAAGCAGAGACCCCUCCGCAAGCCGCUGGACCACGGCCCCCCAUCGUUCCAGUCUCAAUUUCUCGAGUCCCAGCGCGUGCCCCUGGCUACGAUCCAGAGUUUCGGCCCGCCGACUCACCGCACCGAUGUCCUGCUCAGAAUCCCCUGGUCUACCAUCGACCGCGUAGCCGCUGGUUACGAGGUCGACCUGGUCCUGCCCUACAAGGUACUCGCCUCGAUUAAGCGCUUCUGGCUCGUUGACGAGGGCUCAAACCUGCGCUACUGCGCGUGCGUCGAACCCGUCGAGGAAAAUAGUCGGCAUCAGGAGCAGCAGCAGCAAUGGAGGUACCACCUCACGCAGGUAUACGAGUUGAACAACCCGCUCGGUGAGGACGAGAUCCUCGAGGAAGGAUGGAUGGAUAAGACCCGCCGUCAACCUCGAUACGUCUACUUGCCGCCCGCGGGGGUGAGCCAGCUCCUCGCCAAUCUACGCCACGCCCUCUUCGGUGAGGAUGGUGAUGAUGAUGGUGGUGAUGACGAUGGUGCGCAGGGGGUGGAGUCACACGUCCCUUCCCUCGCCCCCAGCAGCAGCUACAGCACGUCGUUGCAGGUCGAGGCCCAACUCCGCGGCGACAUGGAGUCAGAUGUUGCCCGAUAG